This is a messenger RNA of Momordica charantia (bitter melon), 852 nucleotides long. The record is from RefSeq and is a predicted model, not a curated record. NCBI's taxonomy places the organism in Eukaryota, Viridiplantae, Streptophyta, Magnoliopsida, Cucurbitales, Cucurbitaceae.
AUGACCAAAUUGUUAGUGUUUUGUUUGCUAAUUCUCGCGGUCUUCCUUGCAGCUCCUACGGUCGAGGGCGAUGUUAGCUUCAAUUUGUCCGGUGUUACCAAAACAUCCUAUGCAACUUUCCUCAAUGCUUAUAGAGCCGAUCUUCCAUACAAAGAGACAGUGUUCGAUAUAAUUCUACUGCCUGUCAAUGUUACAGGUUCAAGUCGCUACACACGAAUCCAUCUUACAAAUUCAUACAAUCAAACCAUCCAGCUUGCUAUAGAUGUAACGAACGUUUAUGUUCUGGGAUUUUACACCACAGAGUGUAACUUAUCCCACUUUUUCAACGACUCUGUUGCCACUGAAGCUAAGAAAUUUGUAUUCACCGAUUCCAAGCAGCAAACACUUUCAUUCGAUGGCAGUUACGGACAACUUGCAGGAGCUGGAGGAAGACGACAAAGUCUUAAACUUGGACUCGUAGACCUCAACUAUGUCUACAUUCCAACGUUGUACGGCUACAACUGCCCCGGCUACAGUUACAAGCCGAGCGAUGUUGCGAAGGCAAUGGUCGUCGUAAUUCAGACUAUUUCCGAGGCUGCAAGAUUUCAAAAGAUUCAGAAAGAUGUUAAAUACAACAGUAUUCCAACUGCAGAAGUUCUGUCAUUGGAAAAUAAUUGGAGCAAACUCUCCAAACUAGUUAAGCAAGCAGACCCGACAACUGGAAACUUUAAGGUUAACUUUACACUUGAAAACGCGACAGGUACUCCAGUUGUUGUAUCCAACGUUAAUUCACCAUAUGUAAAAGGUAACAUCCAGCUGCUGCUGAACAAACAGAAUAUUUCAGCUACGUCUGAAAAUUACGCUACAAUCUAA